Camelina sativa (false flax) is the source of this 1433-nucleotide messenger RNA. RefSeq lists its product as uncharacterized. The record is from RefSeq and is a predicted model, not a curated record. Lineage: Eukaryota; Viridiplantae; Streptophyta; Magnoliopsida; Brassicales; Brassicaceae.
AGCCACUUGUUAUUAUGAGUGGGUACUCUCUCUUUCUCUCUCUCUGUCUCUCUCUGUUCCCAAGGAGAAAAGCUUCAAUCUCAAAACUUCAGAAAGCUCAAUAAACCAAAACCAAAACCAAAUGCUAGCUGUGUAGAGAGAGAGACGGAGUGAGGAAGUGUAAGGAGAUGGGAGGUGUGACGUCAUCGAUGGCGGCGAAGUUCGCCUUCUUCCCGCCGAGUCCGCCGUCGUACAAGGUGGUGACGGACGAGCUCACAGGGCUGUUGCUGCUAAGCCCUUUCCCACACCGGGAAAACGUAGAAAUCGUAAAGCUUCCGACAAGGAGAGGCACGGAGAUAGUGGGUAUGUACGUGAGGCACCCGAUGGCAACCUCAACGCUCCUCUACUCCCAUGGAAACGCAGCCGAUCUGGGACAGAUGUAUGAGCUCUUCAUCGAGCUUAGCAUCCAUCUCAAGGUUAAUCUCAUGGGAUACGAUUACUCCGGGUAUGGACAAUCUACUGGAAAGCCCAGUGAGCAUAACACGUAUGCUGAUAUCGAAGCUGUUUAUAAGUGUCUUGAAGAAACCUUCGGCUCUAAGCAGGAAGAUGUCAUCCUCUAUGGCCAAUCUGUUGGCAGCGGUCCAACCUUAGAUCUUGCUUCCCGGCUGCCUCAGCUUAGAGCCGUCGUCCUUCACAGCCCCAUUCUCUCCGGUUUACGAGUUAUGUACUCCGUUAAGAAAACCUACUGGUUUGACAUCUACAAGAACAUCGACAAAAUCCCAUAUGUGGAUUGCCCUGUUCUCAUCAUUCAUGGAACUUGUGAUGAAGUAGUGGAUUGCUCUCAUGGGAAACAACUAUGGGAACUCUGCAAAGACAAGUACGAGCCGCUUUGGGUGAAAGGAGGGAACCACUGUGAUCUUGAACACUACCCCGAGUACAUCAGACACCUUAAGAAAUUCAUCGCGACAGUAGAGAGAUUACCUUGUCCGAGGAUGAUGAGCAGCGACCAAUCAGUUGAUGCGCCCCCUAGGAAAAGCAUGGACAGGAGAGUGAAGCCGAGGCACAGCACAGAGCGUAGAGAGAGAGAGAAGCCGCCAAAGAGUCAGUGGAAGAAGAGUAGCAGCAGCAGCAAGCUCAAGAUCUCUUUUGAUCAUCUUGAUCGCUCCAGGAGGAGCGUUGACUGCCAUGAAAAGAGUCGGAAAAGCGUUGACCAGUCUCAUCAGAUUGAGAGGGGAAGGAAGAGUGUGGACAGACUUGGCUCCGAGUAAAAAACACACACACACACGCACGCACAUAUAUAAUACGUAUAGAUGAUGAAAGAGUACAUAACUGUUGUUUACCAAACAAACAAACAAAAAAACCAUGCAUGUGGCCGUGAUACUGAUUUGUAACGCUUAUGCAAUUUGGGAUCUAUCUUAUCAUAUACCCUAUCUACUUUUCUAAAUCAAACAACC